CACCCAAGCUCCUCGCCUGGCUAAACUCCUCCGGAGCGUGCAGGUAUCGAAGUGAUUACUAGCUAGAGUUCUCCUUCUACUGAAUUGGAUAUACACAUUCUUUGGUUCUACUCUAAAGUCGCAUUCGUGCGCACUCUUCAGCAAACAUGGCGGCCAACAAGCAGGGCAAGAUGGUGAAUCAACUACCGGAUGAGGGUCACCCUGAAUGAUGGACGACAGAUGACGGGUCAGAUGCUCGCUUUCGACAAACACAUGAACCUAGUGCUAGCCGAUACGGAAGAAUUCCGUCGCGUUAAGCGGAAAGCGAAGUCGGCACCCGGAAACGCGCCCCUUGUCGAAGCCGAAGAGAAACGAACCCUUGGUCUUACAAUUGUCCGCGGUACUCACGUCGUUUCUUGCUCUGUCGAUGGACCUCCCCCGGCCGAUCCCUCAGCACGGCUUGGAGGCGGUCCGAGUGUUCCCGCCGCUGCCACCCUGGCCGCCGGCCCUGGAAUAAGCAAACCCGCUGGACGUGGUCUGCCUGUCGGACUUGGAGGACCUGCUGCUGGUGUCGGUGGACCGCCGCCUCCAGGCGGUUUCCCCGGAUUUCCUCCUGGUGGUUUCCCUGGUGCCCCCCCACCGGGCUUUGCUGGACGCGGAGGCCCUGGAGGACCUCCCGGGUUCGCUCCUCCUCCCGGAUUUGGUGCUCCUCAAGCUCCUGGCGGUUUCCAGCCUCCACCUGGCUUCCAGCCUCCUAGUCAGGGUCGGGGUUAUCCUCCUCCAGGCUUUGGAGGACGGUGA
This is a messenger RNA of Aspergillus nidulans FGSC A4, 780 nucleotides long. RefSeq names its product small nuclear ribonucleoprotein-associated protein. Gene Ontology annotation, molecular function: RNA binding. The record is from RefSeq and is a predicted model, not a curated record. Gene Ontology annotation, cellular component: cytoplasm; protein-containing complex; nucleus. The coding region runs from base 190 to 780 and encodes 196 amino acids. The transcript has 5 exons. Lineage: Eukaryota; Fungi; Ascomycota; Eurotiomycetes; Eurotiales; Aspergillaceae.